AUGGCGUUGGGUUGGGGUGUCUCUGAGUUGGCCUUAAUGGGCGCGCCGUUGUGUGCUGGGAUCCUGCUGAACACCUGCAACCUCAUCCUCACGCUGCUGCAGAUGUGGAGCAGUAGGAAGGCGCUGGCGGUGAGCGCCGCCAUCUGCUCCAUCUCAUGCGGUAACGUGCUUCUGGGCCUGGCCUGCAUGGCCGUCAUGCUGCUGGUGUUCGCUGAGACCACCGUCAUCAGUGGUGAGGUGAACCCUCUCUUCAGUGCUGCCUUGUUCUUCUGGAUGAACAGCUGCUUCGUGAGCUUCUGGUCCAUCGCCUGGCUGAGUGUGUUUUACUGUGUGACGGUGGUCAGCUUCUCCAUGGAGUGGCUCAAGGCACUGAAGAGGAGCAUCUCCUCCCUCACCGGCGCUGCCCUGCUGGUGACUCUCAUCGGCUCCUGGCUCCUGUUCAGCCCCUUUUUCACCCUGCGACUCGUCAUCGUCCAGCUGAACACCACCGAUGUCACCAAUGCCAGCGCCACUCAGAACCAGAGCUACUCUGCCGGCAUUGAGUUUGCCCCCUGGAUCGACUCGACUCUCUACACCGCCACCUUCAUCUUCCUGCUCUGCCCGCUCCCUCUGAUGGUGAUGCUGCCCACCUCCCUGCGGUUGGUGCUGCACCUGUGCCAACACAUGCUUGCCCUCCGCAGGAACCAGACGCAGUGCCAGAGCUCGGACUCCUACCUGCUGGUGUGUAAGCUCACCGUGUCCCUGGUGGGCGUCUACGUCAUCACUCUGCUUAUUGUGUCUCUUUUCUUCAUCUCCAAACUCCAAAGUCAGUCAGCCAUGUCCUAUGACGUCAUCAUGCUGGGAUGCACCUUCUACUGUGUCGCGUCGGGGGGGCUCGUGACUGCUUCCAACCGCCAUCUGAAGGAGAAGCUGCGCUGUGGGGCGUGUUGGACGGAUCCCCCAGACCAAGCUAGCGAAAGCCAGACCAGGGACACAGCUUUAGCAUGA
Messenger RNA from Clupea harengus (Atlantic herring), 987 nucleotides. RefSeq lists its product as uncharacterized. Gene Ontology annotation, molecular function: G protein-coupled receptor activity; bitter taste receptor activity. Lineage: Eukaryota; Metazoa; Chordata; Actinopteri; Clupeiformes; Clupeidae. Gene Ontology annotation, cellular component: membrane. Gene Ontology annotation, biological process: sensory perception of taste; G protein-coupled receptor signaling pathway. The record is from RefSeq and is a predicted model, not a curated record.